AAAAAAGAAAGGAAAGCGCGCCGCGCGCUUACGUCGGCAAGCGCGGCAAACGUACGAGGAAGAAGAAAGUCCGCGUGGGGGGCCAGUAGCCAGAUCACGUUCUUGCGGUGCGGUCGCAUCAUCUUUCACGUGCGCGAAGGUCCUGCCGAGGUGCGCAGUUUGCGUGGAUCGGACGAGGUUUACGAGGUUGAGUACCCGACGUCGACAGCAGCAGCAUUACUACAGGCAGGCAGCGAGCAUGGCCGAAGUCGAGCUGUCGGAGAAGUUUGCCCGUCGCGAGGCGAUCGAGAAGGGCGAGAUCAGCGACUUGAAAAUCAGCGCGGGCUUCAACCCCUACAUGGAGUUCUCGCGCAAGGAGAUCAAGGAGUACGAGAAACACUUCAAAAAGUUCGACCUGAACGGAGACCACGUGUUGGACUUCGAGGAGCUCAAGCGCAUGAUGGAGAUCCUGGGCGCCCCGCAGACCCAUCUGGCCCUCAAGCAGAUGAUCAAGGACGUCGACGAGGACUUUGACGGGACCAUCAACUUCAGAGAGUUCCUGCUGAUCUUCAAGAAGGCUCGCGACGGCGAGCUGUCCAUGGACUGCGGCCUGAGCGCCCUCGCGCGGCUCACCAGCAUCGACGUGGACGUGGCCGGGGUGGGCGGGGCCAAGGACUUCUUCGAGGCCAAGGCGAUGGAGCAGAGUCGGUCCAACAAGUUCGAAGACGAGAUCAAGCAGGAGCAGCUGGAGAAGAAGCUAGAGGAGGAGGAGCGCAAGAAGCGGCAGGCGGCCUUCAGGGAGAAGGCAAACUUCUUCAAGAACGCGGCCGCCACUUCGUAGGAGAGACGCCGUCGCCGCCGCGACGUGGCCUUUCGGAACCAAGCCAUCAAAGCCUGCAGUGGACCAAUGGAAUGGCAAGAUGCGCGAUGUCAAGCCCGCGUGUUUCAUUUUAGUAUCAAUCUUGAAAGAAACUAUUUUCUGAUGACUUAUUUCAUGAAGUAAUAUAUUUGAAGAAUCCUAUAAAUGUAAAUACCUAUACAUGUACAUAAAAAAGAAAAAAAGAAGCAAA
Molecule: messenger RNA, 1049 nt
Organism: Ixodes scapularis (black-legged tick)
Lineage: Eukaryota; Metazoa; Arthropoda; Arachnida; Ixodida; Ixodidae
Gene: Swip-1
Product: EF-hand domain-containing protein D1
Exons: 5
Coding region: 239-820 (193 amino acids)
Molecular function (GO): calcium ion binding
Source: RefSeq, a predicted model, not a curated record